GGCGAUGGCCUGCGGAGGCACAUGGCGUCAUUUCCGGCAGUGAGGGCCCUGGCGUCAGGUGACCGGUGACAUCACUGGGAGUUUGGUCACGGCAGUCGGGAGGCCAGGAGGACAGGAGAGGUUGAUUCAAUUUUGAAGAUCCAGUCAUGCUGCGGGCAGGAUUUCGAUCUGAGCGUUUACGGGUGAACUUGAGACUAGUUAUCAAUCGGCUUAAGCUGCUGGAAAAAAAGAAAACUGAAUUAGCUCAAAAAGCCAGGAAGGAAAUUGCAGAUUAUCUUGCAGCUGGGAAGGAUGAGCGGGCGCGGAUCCGUGUUGAGCAUAUCAUUCGAGAGGACUACUUGGUGGAAGCCAUGGAGAUUCUGGAAUUGUACUGUGAUUUGUUGCUUGCACGAUUUGGCAUGAUCCAAUCAAUGAAGGAACUGGAUGCAGGUCUGGCAGAGGCAAUCUCUACACUAAUCUGGGCUGCCCUAAGGUUGCCUUCAGAAGUAGUAGAGUUGAAAAUAGUUUCCGAUCAGCUCUGUGCCAAAUAUAGUAAGGAAUAUGGAAAACUUUGCAGAACAAACCAAAUAGGAACUGUGAAUGAGAGGCUCAUGCUCAAGUUAAGUGUUGAAGCACCUCCCAAAAUCCUAGUGGAGAGAUACUUAAUCGAGAUAGCAAAGAACUAUAAUGUUCCAUAUGAACCUGAUUCUGUUGUCAUGGGUGAAGUUCCAGUAGGAGUGGAAGCCGAUUUGAUUGAUGUUGAUAAUGGAGGUAAAAAAGGUGGACCUGGUGGAGGAGGUGGUGGAGGAUUCACAGCACCCACUGCAGGCAUUAUGUCAAUGCCUGUACCACCUGUACCAUUCUCUUACCCUCCAAGAAAAGGACCCGAUGAUUUUAAUGGUUUCUCAGUGGACACUUAUCAGCCAUUCAACAACUUCCAGCCUCCAAACAUUGGAGGAAAUCCACCUCCAAUUCCAAUGCAACCUCCAACAUAUGAAUCUAUUGAUGAUGUUAGCAGUACUGACACUCAUUUGCCUUUAUCCAAGUUACCUGGUCCUUCAGCCCCAACUGCCGCACCUCGGAAGACGUUUGGACCUGCUGCUCCUGGCCCAAGCGACUUUAUAUAUGAUAACUUGACACUACCAGAGUUGCCCUCUGUGCCUGACACCUUACCAGCAACAUCUGUGGGUGGCACUUCUACAGCUUCAGAAGAUAUCGAUUUUGAUGAUCUCUCGCGCCGAUUUGAGGACUUGAAGAAAAAAACUUAACUUUCUUGAUUAUUAAAUUCUCCUUUAAUUUUCGGAGUAUCCUAAAUUCACCAGUGCAUCUCUGCUUUAACCUGAAAGCUUUACAAUGGAACCAGAUGCUGUGUAUACUGGAAUAUUAACACUCCUUGAAAAUAUUUUUGGCUUUCUUUCAGUGGAUGUUAUACUGUACUUUCAGAUAUUAUUCUAUCAGGUUAUGUUUGUAUUUAGGGGGGGGGGGGGGGACUUGCUGAACUAAAUGGGUACAAUGAUUCAAAUGAAAUUUGGCCAUGACUUCACACCUUCAUUAGUGUAUACUUGGUUAAAUGCCAAUCCCUUACGAGACGCGACCAUACAUUGGGUUGACAGCUGCCAACUGAGAUUACCUGUAAUGUCAGAAUUGUAUAAGGGAGAGCAAACUAGUUAACUUGACAAGAUAAGUUGGCAAUAAACUUGGUAAAAGUGUACAUAGUUUUGAUCUAGUUAUUUAUGCGGUAACUUGUGUAUGCAAAGAAAUUGAGGUUUCUAUAUUUGGGUGGGUAACCUUUUAUUAUCUAGUCUGAUGUAAACUUAAUCUGUAAUAAAACACUGUCAUUAUACAUCAGCUUUUUUAAAUUAACUGGAUUUUCUGCACUUGAAAUUAUUAAACAAUUUCUAUGAAACUACUUUGAUAGAUAGUAAUUGCAUUUGCUGAAUGUAACAUUUCCUCAACAAAAGAAAUCUAAAAUGUGUUCAGAUUUGGAUUGCAUGGGUUAUUGUAUAUUUCUGGCCAUUUUUAAAUUAUGACCUAGGUAGUGUGAAGAAUUUUUUGUCAUGUCAGAUAUAUAUACAAAUUUUGGGUGAGCACUGAAAUCUAAUAACUUGCUCAACCUGUCUUAUCUGCAUUUAUUCACAUCUUGCGCUCUUUUUAUGCCUCUGUAGAGUACAAAUAUACAAAAUCAUCCGAUCAAUAAUUUUUAUUGAUUUUAUUCCUUAAUGAUUAUGAGUUCAUCAAUUAAUGCUCUGAGGACACGACAUGCUAAUAGUCUUUUGUGGCCACGGCAUGCUAAUAGUCUGGGAAACACACUGUGCAUAUCCCUGCAAGAGGUGCCUAAUAAUUAAAUGUUCAUUACGUUUUACUAUAGGUUUCUCGAUCUUCAUGGAGUGCCCUUUGAAUGGAAUCCAUGUCUGAGAUAGUGGUGUUUUUUGCUUUAUUGAGAAAUAUGUAAAUGCAGCAAGAUUACUAAAGACAAAAUGGAGAAAAUGCUUUGUCUUCCAUAAACUCAAGACUGACCCUCUGUUGCUUACUAUAUUUCUCACUAUUACGCUAAUCAUAGGUAGGUGUAAUUAGAUGCUAGUGCACAGCCAGAUAAACCACAUGGGCUGAGAUGGUGUCUGUGUAUCAGGUGAUGGGCAAGCAAAUUAAAGUGUCUGAGUUUCACAAUUAUUGCACAGCCAUUCAUAUUCUUUUAUUCGGUUAUCAAAAUCCUUCCAAGGCAGCAAGCUCAUUACAACAGUUUGAAAUAGUGAUUCUUUAACUUUUCUCUUCCAACUGGAAUGGUUUCUCAUAACGGCUGAUAGAAUUGGAUGGAGCAGCAAUAUUAACAAAUUCUGAUUUUCCAGAGUUAAUUUGUGCAUGCAUGCAACAGUGAUUGAUGACAUAAUGUGUAUAGGGCCUGGACGCUGUAAAAUAACAGUGUGAUCAACCAGGUGGCAGACUAACUUAUUGACCAUCUACUGUUUAUUGGAAGUGCUGAAUAGAUCUAAAAAAUAAUCAGUGUAACAGCUCUGUUAAUAAGAUUGCUCAUAAUUUUCACUUCAUGAUGUGUUGAUAAAAAUGAUUUUCUAAAUCCUUAUUAUUCAUGGUAAACAAUGUUUUGAAGGCCUUGUUCAUUUUUAACCACAAAUCUGAUUUAAGUCUGUUUAUUAUAUGUUUUAACAGUACUAAAUAAAAUUACUUUAAAAAGCU
Messenger RNA from Leucoraja erinaceus (little skate), 3171 nucleotides. RefSeq names its product IST1 factor associated with ESCRT-III (gene ist1). The transcript is spliced from 10 exons. Lineage: Eukaryota; Metazoa; Chordata; Chondrichthyes; Rajiformes; Rajidae. The record is from RefSeq and is a predicted model, not a curated record. Gene Ontology annotation, biological process: protein transport. The coding region runs from base 147 to 1247 and encodes 366 amino acids.